AACUUAACAUCUCCGAUGACGUUCAGUCUAUGGGAUUUCUGUUCGAGGUUUGAAUAUGUGGUGUAUCACGCAUCGUCAUUGGAGGACCAUUUUGUGUCGUCAUCAUUCUUGUGGUAACUGUGUAUCAUGACUAACUGUUUGAAGUUAAUGACGUCAUCAUUCUUGAGGUAACAUUGCGUCAGGAUUAACUAAUUUUUAGUUAAUGACCUUUUUAACCAAAAGUUCAUUGCGUGACGCAUUUGCUUGAGAGUUUGGAUUCAUCUUACAGGUUGCUGUAUCUUAUGAUGUUUCAACAUCCAACGCACUGUGCGUACGUACAGUUCAUCCGGGGCUCUCUCAACGCCGAGAUCGUGUGCAUUCUGAACUGUGGGAUGAAGGUUGCUGUAUCAUCCAAGCUGGUUCUCAAUGUAACCUGCGAUCGCUGCACACAAGAACCCAGUGCGACAGUCAUAUACGUGUGGAAGAUCUUAAAGGUCGAAAACUCGACCGACGGAAGGAGAGUUGAAAUCUCGGACGCUAACAUUUUUGAGAAGACAGGCACAAGCAGUGGACGAGGGGCAGUGAUCAAGGAGAAUGCGCUGGAAGGUGGUCAGACUUACCGGGUGGAGGUCAACGUGACACUGCUGGCUGAUCACUCCAAUGGCUUUGCCGCCAGAGAGUUCAGGACAAACUGUCCGCCAUGGGGAGGCAAUUGCACGGUAACCCCACUACAAGGCGAUGUUAUGAAGGACUCAUUCUCGAUGUGGUGCAUUGGCUGGAAGGACGAGGGCUUUUCUGAGGACGCAAACAGUACAAGUGAUGGCGACGAAAAAUCGCUACUUUUGGCACCUUUAAUUUACAAGUUUCAGCUGAGAAGAAAUAACACGGUUUUCCCCAUAGCUCAAGGAGGGGAGAGCAAAAUGCCUCGGGUCAUGUUACCACUCCUUCAAGGAACAAAUGAUUCUGAGUAUGAGCUGGUAGCUCGUAUUUAUGAUCCAUGGAAUGACUUCGUUGAAGUUUCCCAGCCUAUCAACCUUUACGUCGACGAGAGCAGUUCAAGUUUAGAAAAGACUCUGCUGUUUUGGGAUGGUCAGUCUUCGUACACUAACUGGUCAUCGAACUUGGAAAAGCAGAUGAAAAGUCUUACUAUCGCCAGCUCUCUGAUCGCUGCACAUAAUGUUUCAGACAAUCAGACGGAAUUACAGAUGGUCCAAGAAAGUAGCUCAGGGAACAUAAAGCAGGUGGUCAAUGCUGGCUGGAACGAUGUUUGGACCGAACUCCAGCAUCCUUCAAGCACUCCCAUCAGAGACAAUCUGACCGCGGAAACGGACAAGUUCAUUAACAUGGUGUGGAUCCGCGGGGAGGAUGCCAAGAACCUCUCUGGCCACGGACUGACGGCCCUAGCCGAGGGUCUGAGCAUGAUCCUUUUCAAUCCCACCACCACCAGCCGCGACUCUGUGGUGAGUGCUUGACUCUUGCUCACAAUUAUCACACCUGAGUGAUCAUUCCAACCACAGCCGUCCGGUGCGCAACAUCAGUGACUGUACAUAUCAUGAUGGCACACUGACCUUUGAAUGACGUAAUUUUGUCUGAAGUACCCUGGUUUACACCUGACUAAUCAAAGCUCUUCUUGUCGUAAUAGAGUCGAACUUGUUUGUCCUUAGGCAUUCAGCCUUUGCAG
Pomacea canaliculata is the source of this 1660-nucleotide messenger RNA. RefSeq lists its product as uncharacterized. The record is from RefSeq and is a predicted model, not a curated record. The coding region runs from base 282 to 1451 and encodes 389 amino acids. Lineage: Eukaryota; Metazoa; Mollusca; Gastropoda; Architaenioglossa; Ampullariidae. The transcript has 9 exons.